CAACAGAGAAAAUAUUCAGAGGAGGAGAGCACGACUGCAGAGGCUGGCAGUGUGUUUACAAAGGGUAAGUGGAUUAUGAUACUGGUUUUAAUGAUAGAUUACAGAGCAUGCUUACAUUGCACAUACUAUCAAGAGUAUAGCUGAAACUGUUCCUGUAUAUUUCAUGUGUUUCUGUGUACCUGGGUGAAGUUAGCUUUGAGGGCUUUCUGACAGAAAAUUGUCUUAUGGUUUAGCCAACAAACAUAUUUCCAGUAUUGGUUAUUUAUAGCAAACUUGAAGGCUAUCUCCUCCCAUGUGCUUGCCUUACACAACAAAUAUGCAUCAUUAUUUAAAAAAGAAAAGAAAAGGAAAGCCACAAUAUUGAUGUAUUUCAACCUUUUACUAUUACACCUCUCCUCCUCCUACAGGAGAGGAUCAACACCUACACCAACCUCAACCACCAUGUCCCUGUGGUAGAGAUCUAUAUGGAUCAGUCCAAAGAUCUUCGAUUUGAUUACCGCCUGUCGAGGGAAUCCAUCGAGGCCCUGAUGACCCUUCUCAGGAGGGAGAAGACCCAUGGCUGGGUUCAGCAUGUGGAGGUCCUUCUGGUGGUCUACUGGCUGGCACAUGGGUUGUCUUAUUCUGUUGUCUCCAGGGUCUUUGAUGUGCCCAAGACCACAGUUUUCAAUAUUGUCCACAGGAUGUGUGAGGCAAUAUUGUGUCUGUUGGAGAAGGUCAUCCAUUUCCCCACACAGGCACAUUGUGCUGAAGUUGGCAAUGGCUUUCGUCACCUUGCCAACAGCCCAGCCUUCAGACACUGUGUGGGAGCUAUACAUGGAUGCCACAUCCGCAUCAAGGCUUCCAAUAGCCCCCAUGCCCAGGAUUACCUGAACAGGAAGCUGUUCUUCUCUGUCCAGCUUCAGGGAAUCUGUGACAGCUUUGGCAAAUUCCUGGACAUUUUUGUUGGCUUCCCUGGUUCGGUCCACGACACCAGGGUGCUCAGGAACAGUCCAGUGUUUGUGAGGGGCUGUUACCCACCAGCUGGCCAUUACAUUGUGGGGGAUGGAGGUUACCCGUGCCUGAGGGAACCUCUUAACCUCAUCACACCGUACCGGGAACCGUUGAGGGGUAGAGUGGAGGCGCGCUUCAACCGACACCAUGCCAGAGCCCGAUCGGUUAUAGAGAGGGCUUUUGGGAUGAUGAAGGCACGGUGGAGAGGGAUCUUCUUCAAGGCCCUGGAAGUGGAUCACAGCUUUUCCCCCACGGUGAUAGCAGUGUGUGCAGUGCUCCACAACAUCUGCCUCACUGCUGGAGACAUCCUGGAGCCAACUGAGGGAGAGGAUCCAGUGCCGCUACCUCCACAGGGACCUGUGCAGAGGGAUGAACAUGCUAGUCAGCACUAUAGGGACGGACUGGCAGCACACGUGUCAGCCCCACAUCAGUGUCCUCCACACCUAAAUGACCAUGACUAUUUCCUUAUAUAGUUGCUUGGAUUGUUGCUACUCCUGCUGCAGCAGCAUUUUCCAGUUGGAAGCAACUAAGCUCCAUCUUUUUCGUUGAUGUUCACCCCGUUAUGUUGUAUUUUUGUCAUGUUUAUUUGUACAUACGACAUCUAUUGCACGUCUGUCCGUCCUGGGAGAGGGAUC
This is a messenger RNA of Gymnodraco acuticeps, 1625 nucleotides long. RefSeq names its product protein ALP1-like. The transcript has 2 exons. NCBI's taxonomy places the organism in Eukaryota, Metazoa, Chordata, Actinopteri, Perciformes, Bathydraconidae. Bases 465 to 1463 code for a protein of 332 amino acids. The record is from RefSeq and is a predicted model, not a curated record.